AUGCGCAGCGCUGCCGUCGUUGCUGGGGCCCUGGCCCCGGCCGUCCUCGCCGCCACCACGGCCAAGAACGUCAUCUAUAUUGUGCCCGAUGGCUACGGCCAGGCCUCGCAGACCAUGGCACGAGACUAUGUCUCCCUCAUCGAGACUGGCACGACGCCGCGUGCCCCCAGUAUCUUUGAGCUGCAGGCCGACCAGAUGGUCCGCGGUCUGGUCCGUACCCACGCCAGCAACAACCUCAUCACCGACUCUGCUGCUUCCGGUACCGCCUUUGCCUGUGGCUUCAAGUCAUACAACAAUGCCAUCGGCAUCACUCCUGAUUUUCAGCCCGUUGGCUCCAUCCUCGAGGCUGCCAAGCUUGCUGGCCUCAAGACCGGUCUCGUCGAUCUCUUCGGCUACGCCGAGGACCACGGCUACCAUGUCAUGCAGAACCGUGACGAGUUCGAUGCGCUUAAGAAGGGUCUCGGUGACAUCCGGAUCCCCUUUAUCGGCCUCUUCAACGACGACCAGCUUAAGUAUGAGAUGGACCGCAAGAUUGACCAGGACGAGCCUUCGCUCCUUGAGAUGGUCGAGACGUCUCUGAACGCCCUCCACCGCGCCACCCACUGCAAGGAGAAGGGAUACUUCAUCAUGAUCGAGGCCUCGCGUAUCGAUCACGCCGGCCACGCCAACGAUGCCGCGGCCCACGUCCACGAGACCAUCAUGUAUAACGAUGUCAUGGGCUUUGUCCGUGAGUGGAUCGACGAGCACGACGACACGGUUCUCAUGUCCGCCGCCGACCACGAGUGCGGCGGACUGACGCUCAACGGUUUCAACCCUCUACCCCUGCAGAAGGCUAGGCGCUCGCGCGAGGGUGUUGAGCGCCUCUGGAGCGCUCGCCCCUCGGGUGCCGACCGUCGCGAGUACCUCGUGUCCGAGAUUCUUCCCGAGUACGGCCUCGCCGACGCCAGCAGCGCCGAGAUCACGAGCCUGCUCGCAGCGUCGAACCUGGGCAGCGCACUCGUCUCUCUGCUCAGAUCCCGCGCCGGUGUCAACUGGUCGACGGGCGGCCACACGGCGUCAGAUGUGACGCUGUUUGGAUAUGCCGCAGGUGACAAGGCUGAGGCGUUCAAGGGCGAGCUGGCCGGCCACUGGGACAACACGGAGCUGCCGCGUAUCGCCGAGAGGGUGCUUGGCGUGGACAUGGACGAGGUGACCAAGCUCCUGCGCGCCAACGGCACGAGCUGGGUGACGAAGCGCGAGUUUGGGACUAGCUCGAGCGGUCACCACACGCACUAG
This is a messenger RNA of Verticillium dahliae VdLs.17, 1275 nucleotides long. Its product is annotated as alkaline phosphatase. Gene Ontology annotation, molecular function: alkaline phosphatase activity. The record is from RefSeq and is a predicted model, not a curated record. NCBI's taxonomy places the organism in Eukaryota, Fungi, Ascomycota, Sordariomycetes, Glomerellales, Plectosphaerellaceae. The coding region runs from base 1 to 1275 and encodes 424 amino acids. The transcript is spliced from 3 exons. Gene Ontology annotation, biological process: dephosphorylation.